CCACCGCUCACCUCGACGGAGAGCCUCCCACCACUACUGAGAAAGCGGCCUGGAGCCGAGUUGUUGGUCAUUCUCUUAAUUACACUAUCCCGCCCGGCCCGCGCUCUUUUGAUCUAUUUCUUGCCCUACCAACGCUCUUUUCGAAGCCAACGGGAAGCACGUAUCCCUGAUUGACCGGAACGUUUGUGCAGGCAGCAGUUCAAGGCGGAAUUCCGUCUCAGCCCAGACGAUCAAACCAACUCUUGAGCAACGCCCCCGUCAUGGAGCAAGCCCGCCCCCUUGGGAGCCAGAAGGCCCGACGCCAGAAGCUCCGCCAUGCCAUCAAGAUCAUGGCCUGCGGUGGCAUGAUUGGCACUGCCAUCCUGUUUCCCCUGGCAGACGUCCAGGGCCUCUGGUUUCGCGCCUUGACGCCCUCUAUCUUCAUCCUAAGCGCGCUGGGCUUCCAUGCGCUACACCUGGAACCCUUCGUCAGAUAUGGACGCUUUACUGUUCCCCCGGCCCUCGCCUUUCUUCUCGUCGCUGUCCUGGCAGCUGGAUCUGCGAGGGAGGAACUCAUCCCGUGGCUGCCGCUCUUCAUUGCCUCGUUGAGCCUGAUCACAGUCGCCAUGGACGACAUCUCGAAGCGUAUCGGGCUCCGGCCUGCUUCCCUCGUCGGUAGCGACGACGUGCCGUCUUGGACAUCCACGGACACGUGGAGCAAUUAUUCCCUCCGGUCCGUGUCGACCCAGCAACGGCCGCAGUCGGUACUCGGCUCCACUCUGCACGAUCCUCUCUUUUUCGCCCGGCAUGGGCCCCCCUCUAGAAUGUCCCAGCGGACGUACACAAACGGCACCGACAUUACGCUUUCCGGCAUCGCGCCACAGUUGCGAUCUCACUGGGAUGCCCAGACACUGGGUUACUUUUCAGCGACUGCUCCGCCAAACGGAGAACACCCGGUUGGGUUUGGCC
Molecule: messenger RNA, 948 nt
Organism: Thermothelomyces thermophilus ATCC 42464
Lineage: Eukaryota; Fungi; Ascomycota; Sordariomycetes; Sordariales; Chaetomiaceae
Exons: 3
Source: RefSeq, a predicted model, not a curated record